Gongylonema pulchrum is the source of this 336-nucleotide messenger RNA. NCBI's taxonomy places the organism in Eukaryota, Metazoa, Nematoda, Chromadorea, Rhabditida, Gongylonematidae. The record is from the annotation of a GenBank genome assembly.
CACGGGAGUUUGAUUUUUACAUCGCUUAUAUUAGGUGGUGAAAGUCAGAUGAGUACAAGGCCAAGACGUGUUCACAAGGCACCUCAACGAUAUGGGGAUUAUGUGGAAGAGCCAAGCAAAAGCAGUGCGCGCACGCGGCACACUGAUAUCCGAUAUCCGGAAUCUGAUGAUGGUGAAGAAAGUGACCGGAACGAGGGUAGAAGGCGUACUCAUUCAUCGAGCUCGAAAAAGAAAAACGUCGAAGAGAAUGUUGCGGAGGAACAAGAAGAAACAAAUGACGAAGAGGAAAAUCGUGAUAGUAUUUUUGCAAAUGAGGAAAUGGAUGACAUGGAAGAG